AUGUGUAUCCAGACCAAGCCUAACUGCAACCACUGCGGGACGCAGGCGAAACCAGACGACUUCACUUAUUGUAAUGCAUAUCAGCGGAGGUGCGACCAAGCCAGCAUCAGAGUAAUGGAACGGGUUUUGUGCCAAGUUGAGCUCGUGGGGUUCUCAUGCGGCAAUCCAAAAUGUACUCUGAGCUCCAUCUACUUGGAGAGUUCCAAGCAUCAAUACCAGGAUCAGUUUACACGUGUUCAGCAAGAGCAGCAGCAGCGUCAACAUCCAUCGAACAACAAUUUUGCCGGAUCUGCGCCCUUGGCUUUGGACAGUGCCCAUCCCUCAUCCAACUCGUCCGCCGCGACACAGUCUGUCACUCCCAACUUCUUUUUCCAGAACAUUUUUCGCAGAUAG
This is a messenger RNA of Diaporthe amygdali, 393 nucleotides long. RefSeq lists its product as uncharacterized. The transcript has a single exon. The coding region runs from base 1 to 393 and encodes 130 amino acids. The record is from RefSeq and is a predicted model, not a curated record. NCBI's taxonomy places the organism in Eukaryota, Fungi, Ascomycota, Sordariomycetes, Diaporthales, Diaporthaceae.